UAAAGGUAGAUAUUGAGCUUUCAGGGGGCCAAGAAUUCAUACCUGACCAAGGCCGGCUGGAUUCUACAACAACUUGGAAUCUUUGCUAGCAUCCUAGAAGACACGCUGGCAUCAUUUAAUAGACAUAAUUUCUAUCAAGAGAGACUGGAAGGAAAAAAAGAACUUUCAUCAAAAAGAGUAGCUUUAAAUCAAUGAUGCCUGGAGACGAAAGAGAUUGAUUUUCAUUAAAGCUACAGAGUGUAUGCGUCAAAAACACUCCACUCGAUCCUGGUUCACUGAAAGCUGUUGCACGUUGAUCGUGCAUGCUAUACGAAAUUAGUAGAGUGUCAGAAGGCCUGGCGAUGAAUUUCCACCACUGAACACACGAACUGUAGGUCUCCAGCCUUCUCGUGUGAGCAGUCUCCACCAGCUGUUUCCAGCGGCCUCAUUCGACUGAGCAGUGGUGCAUUGGACUGUUCUGCGUUGCUGGAGACAUCGCGCGGGAGAGAGAGAGAGAGGGAGUGACAAACUGUAAGAGAAACAAGAAGAAAAAGAAUACAAAGAUAGAGUAAGAGGGAGAGAGAGAGGGGGAGACGCUCAGCCUCACAGUGUAGAUAAAAUAGGAGCGAAACAACAAAAACAAAAACAACGAAACAAAACAAAACAGAACAGCAUAAAUAGGUGGAGAGAAAUAUCUAGGCUGUGGUAUGCGCGUGAGGUCAGUUGAAGUAACAGCUUGAGGUGGUGGCAGCAGACGAGUGAGCGGCAUCCGCAGCAACAGCAGCAGUAACAGCAGUGGUAAUAACAGCAGCUGCAGCAACCAGCAAACGCAACAGCUACAGCAACAUCUACUGACACCAGCCGUUGAAAUGAUGACCAGCUGUCCUGACCUACAUUAAUCAACGAGAGAUUUUGGUAUUGCAGUAACAACGUCACAUUUGUGACUCGAGUGUUUCACUGUCCUGCAUACGAGGAUCACAUUACAAGAGCUUCACAGCAACCGCCACGAUGGACGACCGAGCUGUGGCGACAGAGCAAUAUGUAGAAUUCACAUGUGGAGCGGAGAAUCUUUCUCCCUAUUCCAACACCUCCAGCUACUCAGAGCCCCCUUCAUAUUACCACACAGACUAUGAGUGGCAGCAGCAGCAACAACAGCAGUCCCACGCCCAACAAAUCCAACACCAACAGCCAAUGCUGGAGUCUGACAGACAUUUUUACCCACUGUAUGCAAGCGGCGGUGACGUGGCUUCUCAUCCGUACCCCUACUCCCAGCACCCCAGUGCGGCUGACUACUAUCAACAGACGAACGGCCUAUGGGCACCUGGGGCCACUGAUUCUAUCACGGCUAGUCAAAUGGCCACUUCCCAUCGUUUCUUCUCCGGCAUCGACGUGAGUCAGCAGUCGAGAAGUCACUCUUCUUCCACUGCAGCAAAUGGACCUAACGGAAAGCCAAAGAGGAAGAGAGUCCAGUCUCAUACUCAAAGGAAAGCAGCCAAUGUCAGGGAACGCCGACGCAUGUUCCAUUUAAACGAGGCGUUUGACGAGCUGCGAAAGAGGUUGCCAGCCUUCAACUACGAGAAGCGACUUUCUCGCAUCGAGACUCUGCGCCUGGCUAUGACCUACAUCUCCUUCAUGAAAGAAGUGAGCGUGGGGCAGGACCCUAAAUGUGUCAAGCUAAAACCACACGGCUCUGAACUGCCAGGUGACGCCUUAGGACAUAGCCCCACCUCCAAGUUGUUACACGCCGCCUUCGGAAGUGGUGAGUCGGGGGACACACUGAUGGAAGACGGGGACAGCGAUUGCAGCAAUGAUGAACAUAGUAACCACAGUGGGUGAAUCUCUCUUUACCCUCUGUUUCCUCUGUACUGUGAACUGUGGACUUCAGAGUCUGACCACGGUUGGACUCACAGACAAAUACGAUGAACUAUAAUGACGUCACUGCUCUGAAUGCCGCAAGACAUAUUAUAUUGUAUGCCUAGUAAUGCAUCAAACUUCUAAAAAAAUCUUUUAGAAUUCUGGGACUAAAGAAUGGUGAUUGCUAUAGCGAAAAUGUUGACGCUAAGGACAAACAUUAUACUGAUGCCAAAUGCUUUCUGCGUCUGGCGAUGCAGCUGAUCAAAGUGCUGGCAAACCACGACAGACGACGAAAGACUAACAAUACUGUCGUCUUGACUGCUUCGCCUUGGUUCUUUCAGUUACAUAGAAUGGUUCUUCAAAUUCAUGUCUGGCAUUGUUUGAGUGCAAAGUGAUUUUUGCCUGGAAAUGUUCUCAGUUUCUAGAAAAUCAGGUCAAAUUCAAAGUGUCUAGUCAAACGUUUUCACAUUCCUUUUCAAAGAUAACUUAUACAUAUCGUUUACUCUGUACUUGCUUGGCUUAAUACUUUUUAAUACACACUUUUCUUCGAUCACUAUAUUUAUACAUGUGCUGAGUGAAAACGCUUAGUCUUACCCCAGUUUACGACAUGAGUCUUCUGAUACCUUUAUUUUUGUCUUAUACAAACAUAUGUCAGGUAUUUUCACCUUGUGUUCAAUCAUUCCAAUGCUCUCAAAGAUUACUGUAACACAUCCCUAUAGUUGACAAAGCCAGUGAGUUCUCUCUUCCAUGAGUAUCGAUUUCGUUCUGCAUUUGCCAAGAGAGUUGCAUUCUAAACGCAAUAAGUUAAAAGAACGCCAACAACAGUGAAAAGAACUGCUGAAGCCACGAAAAGAGAACCUAAGUAUUUAAAGUCCUAUAAGUUGAAAUUACUUUUACAUUGGAAAUAGGCAGAAAAUGUCUUCAUGAAACCUCGUUCGUUACAAUGAACCAUUCGCUGUCGUUACAAAGACCUGCUUUUUAUAGAUUAAAAAUGACGGUUUUAGAGCGUUGCAAGGUGAAGGUCAUAAAUAGAACAGAAAGCUUUAGGAAAAGGGGUGGGAACAGGGUGGGUAUAAUCUGUCCAUACAUCAAAGAAAAAGCUCCGUCGACGGUAACCAAGCACAUCUCUUUUUAAUCACCCUCAUUAUCACCAGAUUCGUAUCAAUAUCGUAAUUUUCCAGAUUGUCCCAAGCUUAGCCCCAAAUUUCAACCAAUUACUCCCCCCCCCCCUUCCUUUUCACAUCUAUUUUCCCCACGAUGAUCUCAUCGUCUCCACUUAAUGAGUCAUUGCCGUGUGUGAUUACAUGAAACUUACCGUCACUUCAUCGCUAAUGACGUUAUAGAAAAAGCUGCCUCUUUAUAACUCGUGUUCUGCAUUUUUUUAAAAACCCAGUCUAGUAGUCACAGACAUAAUGCUUUAAAGGUGAGCAGAAAGUGCAGCACAAGGAAACGAAAGUAAGAUUUAGGACGUGGCGCCUGCUGUAGUUUGAACUUGAUCAAAGGGGGUAAUCGCGAUAUACUGGUAAAAGCCACUGAAAGGCAGACCGCAGAUUUUCAGAUAGAUUUGAAAAUCCAGCAUAAAUACUGUAUGAGGGAGAGCAAAUUCGCUUUUCAGAGCUCCUGUAAAAUGGCCGCUCGUCCGCUUUUGUUAGAGAAAGCGCCGUAAAGAAGGGAAGAGAAAAGAAGCUGUUGCCUGUCUGCCCUCAUCGUUUUUUCUUCGUUUGAAGAGUGGCUUCUGUAAUCCAUCACACCUUUUGUGUGUCAGUGUAAAUAACGUGCUCGUCCCGUCCCUCGUUAGAUAAUGUUCAAAGGUGUGCACAGAUACAGUUAGUCUGAGGCGCAAUGCUGUGAGCACAGACUAUCUCGUUUCUUCAGAGCAAGGUUAGCUCACUCCCUUAUCUUGAGUGUCUUUGAUUUUUUUUCGUGUGUUUUUUUUUUGGACCACAUAAUCCAAACUCUCCGAGCAGCUCAUCCCUCACCACUCCCUGUCGUCGAGCCAUUCUGGAACCACUCCCUUCUCCCUAAGCCUUAUCCCCCCACCCCCCCCCCACCCUCUCCCUAGCUUUUGGUUGACCCUGUCAUCUCAGUGUCGAUUUGUCUAGUGGUCGUUUUCAAUUCCAGAAUAUGCUCAGAGUUUUUAUUUGAGAUUUAAAAUUCGGGUAUUCACCGGCGCCUCAAGGCAGGUGCUUUGUGCAGAAACUGAAGACAGGUGAAAUGACGCGCGCGCGCGGGGGCGCGCAGUCGCACACACAGCCUGAACGUCCCUUCUCCGGGUAGGCAGAUUUAUUGAGGGCGGCAAAGCUCGAGUUACCUGCUGUGGUAGCACAGCCUUGACGUGCCGCGUUCGCCACAACCGAAGGGGGCGCGGUUCUUGUGAGGGCGGAAGGCGCAAGGACAACCGGGGCUAACUACGGUCACCCAUGACGGGCCGCUUUUGUCCGUGCUCGCCCCAAUACAGACAACUAGUUUUUGUUUGCUUUUUUCAAUAACAAAGAAAACAAUCCAUCCCUCGCGCACAAGAGUAGAAAAAACACAAUGGUACGCUUGAUGUUACGUGCCUUUCCAAACAGUUCAGUCAAUUCGUUACAUCAGUGUCAUGAGUUCUCGUUAUAACGCACCCAAUGACCCUACAGCGUCUUGCAGCCGCUUUAGUUUUUAGCAUGAUCUACCCUUCACUGCCCCCCCCUCACGAUGGAGAAAAUCCCGAAAGCCCAACUGAUAUUGAUACACGAUAUCCGUCUUUAACACCUCUCCCCUCUCCCCACUCCUGCUCACCUUCCAUCUUACUGCUCUUUUUCUACCAACCAACAUUGCGCCCAAAAUCGCACACUCAGUGAUGGAAAUUAUAAAAAUCCGAACUCCAUUCCUAUAAAUUCAAAACGUAACUCUGUCCUAUUUACAGGGGCCCAGAGGUGUGAUUGGACAAGUAAUUUUUGUGCUCAUUCUGGAUAAAAGUCUGUGACACUGUUCUCUGUCUCAUGUUUACAAAAAUGUAUGCUCUACACACCGUAAUUUAAGCAGACCAUUAACACAGUUACCCAUUGAGCUUAUUUCCUCAUUUUAUAUUAAUUAUGUACAUGUUGUUCAAUACUGCAUAACUAUAUUUCAACUCAUAUAAUAUACUGGGAAUUGACAAUUGAUUGUUUAUUUUUGCUAAUAUCACUUUACAUCAACCAAAACAGAUCUCAGUCUGGCUUGCAGCUUAUCUUACUUAAACCACUUCUUUUAUUUUGACAGCGACAGAGACUGUAGAAUGAAGCUAAAAAUAGGAUGACUUCAUAUGAUUAACACUCUCAGCUACAUAUCAUUAUAGUAUUAUUCAAAGUAGAAGGCGGCCUAAACUUAGCAGCCUGAACUUCCCUGAUGUUCUGACUUCAUUGUAACCCCGCUCCCCCUUUCCUCUUUUCCUCCAUCCCGAAUUUUACCCAAAAGAAUAUUAUUAUAUUAUAUGAAAUUUAUCGAAAUCUGUAGUAUAUAAUUUUUGUGAGGCUAUAAUAAUUUGGACAAUCUCAACAGUUUGACAUACCCGACGAACACUUUACUCGUUAGAUCUUUAUGAUAUUGUGCACUCAGCUCGUUCUUGGUGCAUUUUGCCCUCUCAAAAACAUAAAAAUUUCUUAGAUUUGCCAAGGUUUGACAGGUAACGGUUAUUCUAACAUACUAGGAGAAAUUUUUCAGUCGAAGAAUACGACGGGUUGUGCCUUUGAAUGCUGCACUGGCUCCAUGACAACACGUUAUCUCUGUUACUAUUCGUAUUCUUUACGCUUUUAUUCUGAAUUGGGUGACUCAUACCCUUUUGUCUUCCAUCUAUUCAUAUCGAUUUAUAGUGUCUCCCCCUUCACCCCCCCCCCCCCAACCUGCAAA
Messenger RNA from Aplysia californica (California sea hare), 5697 nucleotides. Its product is annotated as twist-related protein. Gene Ontology annotation, molecular function: RNA polymerase II transcription regulatory region sequence-specific DNA binding; protein dimerization activity; DNA-binding transcription factor activity, RNA polymerase II-specific. NCBI's taxonomy places the organism in Eukaryota, Metazoa, Mollusca, Gastropoda, Aplysiida, Aplysiidae. The transcript has 2 exons. Gene Ontology annotation, biological process: regulation of transcription by RNA polymerase II; developmental process. The coding region runs from base 988 to 1815 and encodes 275 amino acids. The record is from RefSeq and is a predicted model, not a curated record.